Molecule: messenger RNA, 6164 nt
Organism: Lepus europaeus (European hare)
Lineage: Eukaryota; Metazoa; Chordata; Mammalia; Lagomorpha; Leporidae
Gene: LRP12
Product: LDL receptor related protein 12
Exons: 7
Coding region: 95-2674 (859 amino acids)
Biological process (GO): cilium assembly
Cellular component (GO): cilium; microtubule
Molecular function (GO): microtubule binding
Source: RefSeq, a predicted model, not a curated record
GAGAGCGCAGGGAGCAGCCUGGGGCUCGGCGGCGGCGGCGUCUGGCCCCGGCUCCUCCUCCAUCUCCUCCUCGCUCCCUCCAUCUGCCGUGGUUAUGGCCCGUCGCUGGAGCACAAAAGAGUCUCCGCGGUGGAGGUCUGCGCUGCUCUUGCUGUGCCUCGCUGGGGUGUACGGAAAUGGUGCUCUUGCAGAACAUUCUGAAAAUGUGCAUAUUUCAGGAGUGUCAACUGCUUGUGGAGAGACUCCAGAACAAAUUCGAGCACCAAGUGGUAUAAUCACAAGCCCAGGCUGGCCUUCUGAAUAUCCUUCCAAAAUCAACUGUAGCUGGUUCAUAAGAGCAAACCCAGGGGAAAUCAUUACUAUAAGUUUUCAGGAUUUUGAUAUUCAAGGGUCUAGAAGAUGCAGUUUGGACUGGCUGACAAUAGAAACAUUUAAGAAUAUUGAAAGCUACAGAGCUUGUGGUUCCACAAUUCCCCCUCCAUAUAUCUCUUCACAAGACCACGUCUGGAUCAGGUUCCAUUCGGAUGACAGCAUCUCCAGAAAAGGUUUCAGACUGGCAUAUUUUUCAGGGAAAUCUGAGGAACCGAACUGUGCUUGUGAUCAGUUUCGCUGUGGUAAUGGAAAGUGUAUUCCAGAAGCCUGGAAGUGUAACAACAUGGAUGAAUGUGGAGACAGCUCCGAUGAAGAGAUCUGUGCCAAAGAAGCUAAUCCUCCAACAGCUGCUUCUUUUCAACCCUGCGCUUACAACCAAUUCCAGUGUCUCUCCCGCUUUACCAAAGUUUACACCUGCCUCCCCGAGUCUUUAAAAUGUGAUGGGAACAUUGACUGCCUUGACCUAGGAGAUGAAAUAGACUGUGAUGUGCCAACUUGUGGACAGUGGUUAAAGUAUUUUUAUGGAACUUUUAAUUCUCCCAAUUAUCCAGACUUUUAUCCUCCUGGAAGUAAUUGCACCUGGUUAAUAGACACCGGUGAUCAUCGUAAAGUCAUUUUACGCUUCACUGACUUUAAACUUGAUGGCACUGGUUAUGGCGAUUACGUCAAAAUAUACGAUGGGUUAGAGGAAAAUCCACACAAGCUUUUGCGGGUGUUAACUGCCUUUGAUUCUCAUGCACCUCUUACAGUUGUUUCUUCUUCUGGACAGAUAAGGGUACAUUUUUGUGCUGAUAAAGUGAAUGCUGCAAGAGGAUUUAAUGCUACUUAUCAAGUAGAUGGCUUCUGUUUGCCAUGGGAAAUACCCUGUGGAGGGAACUGGGGGUGUUAUACUGAGCAGCAACGAUGUGAUGGAUAUUGGCAUUGCCCAAACGGAAGAGAUGAAAUCAACUGUACCAUGUGCCAAAAAGAAGAAUUUCCGUGUUCCCGAAAUGGUGUCUGUUAUCCCCGUUCUGAUCGCUGCAACUACCAAAAUCAUUGCCCAAAUGGCUCAGAUGAAAAAAACUGCUUUUUUUGCCAGCCAGGAAAUUUUCAUUGUAAAAACAAUCGUUGUGUAUUUGAAAGCUGGGUGUGUGAUUCUCAGGAUGACUGUGGCGAUGGCAGUGAUGAGGAAAACUGCCCGGUAAUUGUGCCCACCAGAGUCAUAACUGCAGCCGUCAUAGGGAGCCUGAUCUGUGGCCUGUUACUCGUCAUUGCUUUGGGAUGUACUUGUAAGCUUUAUUCUCUGAGAAUGUUUGAACGAAGAUCAUUUGAAACUCAGUUGUCAAGAGUGGAAGCAGAAUUGUUGAGAAGAGAAGCUCCUCCUUCUUACGGACAAUUGAUUGCUCAGGGUUUAAUUCCACCAGUUGAAGAUUUUCCUGUUUGUUCGCCUAAUCAGGCAUCUGUUUUGGAAAACCUGAGGCUAGCUGUGAGAUCUCAGCUUGGAUUCACUUCAAUCAGGCUGCCUAUGGCAGGCAGAUCUAGCAACAUUUGGAAUCGUAUUUUUAAUUUUGCAAGAUCACGUCAUUCAGGGUCAUUGGCUUUGGUCUCCGCAGAUGGAGAUGAGGUGGUUCCUAGUCAGAGUACCAGCAGAGAACCUGAGAGAAAUCAUACUCACAGAAGUUUGUUUUCUGUGGAGUCUGACGACACCGAUGCCGAGAACGAGAGAAGAGAUGCAGUGGGAGCGUCUGGUGGGGUUGCAGCUCCUUUACCCCAAAAAGUGCCUCCCACGACAGCAGUAGAAGCAACAGUGGGAGCAUGUGGAAGUUCCUCAACUCAGAGUGCUCGAGGUGGUCAUAUGGAUAAUGGAAGAGAUGUGACAAGUGUGGAACCCCCAAGUGUGAGUCCGGCACGGCACCAGCUUACAAGUGCGCUAAGUCGUAUGACUCAGGGGCUACGUUGGGUUCGUUUUACAUUAGGGCGAUCAAGUUCCGUAAGUCAGAAUCAGAGUCCCUUGAGACAACUUGAUAAUGGGGUAAAUAGUAGAGACGAAGAUGACGAUGUCGAAAUGCUAAUUCCAGUUUCUGAUGGAGCUUCAGAUGCUGACGUGAAUGACUGCUCCAGACCUCUUCUUGAUCUUGCCUCCGAUCAAGGACAAGGGCUUAGACAACCAUAUAGUGCAACAAACCCUGGCGUAAGACCGAGCAGUCGAGAUGGCCCCUGUGAGCGCUGUGGCAUCGUCCACACUGCUCAGAUUCCAGAUACUUGCUUAGAAGCAACACUGAAGAAUGAAACGAGUGAUGAUGAGGCUUUGUUACUUUGCUAGGUACGAAUCGGGUAAGGGAGAUUGUAAGUUGGAGCAAUAUCCAUUCAUUGUUUUGUAACUUUACAAUUGAACUAGUUUUAGUUUAAAAAGAAACAAAAAGAUGCAGGGUUAUUUCUUAUUAUAUGUUAGCCUGCAUGGUUAAAUUAAAUAACUCAUAACUCAGAAUUUAGAGUUUCCUGUUUUUAGCAGCUACAUGUUUAUGUAUUCAUUUUGUUCGAUAAUGUUCUUCCAUUGGUUUCUCCUUGUUUUUAUCCUGGUACUGUAGUUCACUGUAGAAAUGUGGCUGCUGAAACAUUUAUUUGACUGUCAUUUUAUCUAUCCUAUGUUAAAAGGUUUGUUUGUACGAAAUAGUACCUUAUUUUAAUUGAAUCUUUUAUGCUUUUGCCAACACACCUUAUAACUUAUGCUAGAUGUUAAGGUUGGUAAUGUACAAAAAAAAGCAAGCCCUUAUACUCACCUGUGUUCUUAUUUGUCUAACAUUUGACUAUUACUGGAUUUCAUCAUAAUAUGAACUUGUCAACAGGAAAAAAAGUUUCUCAAAAUUUUUUUCUUAUGUUUAACAUGCAGUGAUGUGAAAUUUAGGUAGAGUUAGAUAAAUUAAUGGCAAAAACAAAACUCUUUUAUAGAUUUUCUAAUGUUGACUUUAAUACUCAAAUAUGGUACAAACCAAAUGGUAAAAUCCCUACACAUUUAAUUUUUUUCAUCUGUAUUUAGGAACAGGAUUGAGAGAAUGAAGAUACUCUACUAUGCAUUAAAUCUUGAACUUUAUAAAAUAUGUACAAAAAUUGUACAUGACAAGUUCCAGCUGGUAAUGUCUUUCCCUAAUAUAGGGUUAUGCUUGUAUUGGACCCUAGGGAUUUGCACUAAAAUCACAUCAAGGUCUCAGAUGAGCUUAGUGCACAAGCACUAUCACUUUAAAUAUUAUUAUUUGCUACCACAGUAACUAUAUAUUUCCAUAGCUUUUGGGGGGCAUUUUUAUUACAACUUGAAAUUGCUUUGCUGGUUUCAUAUUUAUUUGUUGUAUUUAAAAACUGCAUUAUUGUAAGAGUGAUUUUUUUCCAGUAUAUUUUAUUCAUGGGGGGAUUAAGCUACAGUCUUGAAGAAAAGCAGAUGAGUCAUUCAGAUCACCCCCCAUUUUUUUAGUAAAGUGAAUUGCAGAAUCCUGUAUAUUUUUUUAUUGUCAGUUUCUGUUUAUUUAUUCUUCAGCUGUCUGUUUUAGUAGCUUAAUAAUUGAGUAUGAAAAAUGUAUUUGUGUGUGAUUAUUGCUAUUUAUUAAAUUUAAGUACUUUGCUGAAUGUCAUUUUAAAGCAUGUUUGAGGUCUUGUGUAUUUGUCUUGUUAUGCUGUCAGAAAGAACUGACUAAAAUGUUUUAAUAUGUAUCAAAAAUUAAAAUAAUUUUUUUUAUUGCCUUGAGGUACUUUUUAAAUCAAAGUUGUUUUUUAUUUUUAUUUGGUGCAUAUAAAUUCAGUCCAUAAAAUAUGCAAUAUGUGUAGAAGAAAACUGGGAUGAGGGAUGUUCUUCCUUAACUGCUUUAUAGUAAAGUAGUGGUAUAUAUAGAACUCCAGGAGAGAACUCCCUGAGAGUCUGAAAAUCAUUUGGCUUUGGAGAAAACUGCCCUUAAUUGAUGUACCGUGUAAGAUGCAGUAACACAAUCAGUUUUCUUUUUAUACAGUUUCCACAUAUAUUUCAGACCCCUAUAGAAUACUAUACUGGUAGAAUUUGUGUUACAAAAUUAAUCUUCUUUUAUACCCUACUAGUAGUAUACAUUGGGAUAUAGGGCUUUUGUUUUUAUUUUAUGGCCUAUGUUUUAAUUUAUUUUUUAACUUAAUCCAUCAUCCUAAUUUAGAAGUAAGCAAUCCAUGUGCUACCCCGACCCCUGUCUUUGAGUUCCCUUUCAGAGAGGCACAUACCAAUACCAGAUUCUUAUCUCUCCCUCCAGAAACAUCAUCAUACAGUACGUAAAUGUGUGCAUAUGCAUGUACAUGCCAUACAUGGCAAGGCAAAUUAUACUGUGUGUUCAUCUUCUUCUUUUCUCAAAGGGAAAAUAUUAGAGUGUGAAUAUUAAAAAGCAGAGUUGAAUAUGUUCAUUUACAUCACUGAUCUACCCUGAAUCUAAAGCUUCAAUUUUUUUUUCCCCAGGAGAUUUCCUAGUUUUCCCAAAGCUAUUUGUUAAACAUACAUUCUUUUUUAACUAAUUUGAAAUGGAACAGGGCUGGCUCUACGGCAUAGUAGGUUAAGCCUCCGCCUGUAGCAUCAGUAUCCCAUAUGGAUACUGGCUUGCGUCCUGGCUGGUCCACUUCUCUGUCUCUCUCUGUAACUCUGCCUCUUAGUAAAUCUUAAAAAAAUAAUAAAUGCAAUGCAACUACUAUCACACAGUAAAAAUCCAUAUUAUUUGUGUGUGUUUCUUUCUCUUUUUGUACCAGUUAGACUGGUUUAUUUGAAAUUGAGAGUUACAGAGAGAUCUUCCACCUGCUAAUUCACUCCCCAGAUGGCUGCAGUAGUCAGGUCUGAGCCAGACUGAAGCCAGGAGCCAACAACUUCAUCUGGGUCUUCCAUGAGGGCGCAGGGUUCCAGAUAUUUGGGUCGUCUUCCACUGUUUUUCCCAGGAUAUUAGCAGGGAGCUGGAUUGAAAGUGGAGCAGCAGGACCAGGAACCAGCACCCAUAGGGGAUGCCAGCAUCACGGAGGGUGGCUUUACCUUGCUCUGCCACAGUGCCAGCCCCAGCCCUACACUUUUUAAUGACUACUUUUAACUCUUUCAAAUAUUCUUGUUUAUUUUUCCAUUUGAACUCCAGAAUCAGUGUGUUAAUUUCCAUAAAACAAAUUCAUGGGUUCUUUGCUUUGGCCAGUUUUAACUUGAUAGGUUAACUUGGAGAGAUUGGACACCAUCAUUGUAGUAAAGGUUUUUAUAUAAACCAUGGUGCCCUUCCUAAAAUUGGUGCCUGUUUAAGUCCUUUUUCUUGUUUCCUUCAUAUGUAUUAAAUUUAAAAGAGAUCCCAUAUAUUUUUAAACAGUAUUUUCUUACAAAUUUCAUCAUUUUUGUGACUGUUAUUAAUGAAGUCCUUUAUAGUCUGAUUUAACUAUAUACAAAGGCUAACAGCUUAUAAAUGUUAAUUUUCCACCCAGCUACCUGACUCCAUUUUCUUAGUUUGUAACAGCAUUUCAGUUAUUUUGUGUUUUCCAGAUCUGCAGUCAUGUUGCCUGCAGACAUUAAUAUGUAACCUUUGCUUCAGUGUGCCUACCUCUUUCUGUUGUGUAAUUGCAUUUUCGGGUACUUACAGAAUAAUGUUAAAUAGCUUUGGCUAUGAUGAACUGGGUUGAGCUGGAUAACAUUUGCUCAUAUUAAGGAGAUCCAUUGAUUGCUUUUAAAAAAAAUGUUUAAGAAUGCAUGUUUUAUUACAUGCCUUUUCAACAUCUGUGGAGAUGCCCAAAUAAUACUUCUCUGAUCCCUUAACAUGAAUUUCAUUAAUAUAUUUUGUAAUUUUGAACCA